Molecule: messenger RNA, 930 nt
Organism: Penicillium crustosum
Lineage: Eukaryota; Fungi; Ascomycota; Eurotiomycetes; Eurotiales; Aspergillaceae
Product: NmrA-like family protein
Exons: 3
Coding region: 1-930 (309 amino acids)
Source: RefSeq, a predicted model, not a curated record
AUGUCUAUCACUGUUGGCAUCGCAGGUAUCACCGGCAAAUUUGCCAAGAGACUUGUUUCCCAUUUGUUGAAGCAAGAUGGUGUCUCCAUCCGUGGAUACUGCCGUGACCCCAGCAAGGUCCCAGAGGCCAUUUCUUCAUCACCCCAAGUGACUAUCUUCAAAGGCGAUGCCCUCGACAACGAGGCAAUCCGCACUUUUGUCACUGGCUCUGACGUGGUGGUCUGCUGCUAUCUUGGAGACGACACAUUGAUGGUCGACGGACAAAAGGCAUUGAUCGAUUCGUGCGAAGAAUCCCAGGUCCCUCGUUAUGUGGCUAGUGAUUGGGCGCUGGACUACACGAAGCUCAAGCUCGGCGAGUUAUUCCCCAAGGACCCCAUGAUUCAUGUCAAGGCCUACCUUGACACCAAGAAGGUUCAGGGGGUUCACAUCCAUGUUGGUGGUUUCAUGGAACCCAUCUUCAGCUCCUUUUUCAACAUCUUCGAUCCUUCGACCAAUACUUUCCGCUACUGGGGAGAUGGUAGUGAGAUCAUGGAAGGCACCACCUAUGAGAACGCUGCGGAAUUUACUGCUGCAGUGGUUGUGGACCCCAAGGCUACUGGUAUCAUUCGAUUCCUUGGUGGCCGCUCUACAAUCCAGGAAAUUGCCCAAUCAUUUGCAAAGGUCCAUGGCAUUAAGCCCACUCUUGAGAGCCGUGGUUCCCUGGAGGAACUAUAUAAGACCAUGCAUGACAAGCGGGAGAAGAACCCCGCAGAUAUCUACGGUUAUAUGUCACUCUUCUUCUAUUACUAUUGGAUCAAUGGUCAGACCUUUGUAGGUACGGAUUUGGACAAUGCCAAGUACCCUAGUGUGCAGGCGAUUAGCUGGGAAGACUUCAUCCGCCAGUGGCCAUUGGAACAGCUGCCAAAUGCCUACUUUUCACUUAGUGCAUAG